Molecule: messenger RNA, 798 nt
Organism: Zymoseptoria tritici IPO323
Lineage: Eukaryota; Fungi; Ascomycota; Dothideomycetes; Mycosphaerellales; Mycosphaerellaceae
Exons: 3
Coding region: 1-798 (265 amino acids)
Source: RefSeq, a predicted model, not a curated record
AUGGAGAACUCACCUCUCGAGCGCCUUCCGCAGGAGAUCCGCGACGAAAUCUGGGAAUACGCCCUGACCCAACCCAAGCCAAUCAUCAUCACCGCAAACACCAGCACCAAGGCUCUCAAAAAAGACUGGAGAUCCCACGCGCCAAAACCAGUCUCGCUCCUCCACACCUGCAAGAAAAUUAACAACGAAACGCGCCUCCUCUUCUACCGCCUCAACGUCUUCACCAUCCAGCUCGACGGCACUCAUUCCAUGAAUUCCUCCGACCGCAUCAACGAAGCAAACAUCACGCAACUCUUCUUCGAUGCCAUCGGUCCAGAGAAGACGGCAGCCAUCGGUGGGUUCGGCGUUUUGGUCAAGCACUUCCACCCCAUCGGCGCACCUAGACGACGCGACACGGAGAUUUACGAACACGUCUCAGGCAUCGUUUUCCCUCUGCGCCGUCUCGUGCGCCGUCUCGGACCCAACUGCGUGGUCAUGUGUCACUUUCGAUGGGUUGCGUACGCUGGCGGAGGAUCUAGAGGAUUUGAGGAGAGUGGUGCGGAUUGGUAUGUGAAUCUGAGGGAUUUGAACCAGACGUUUGAUUUCCCGGUCGAGUUUGGUCCGUAUUGGGAGAAGUUCCUUCAGGCAUUGAAGGUUGGGCUGGUGCAUGAAGAGAUGCGGGAGGUGACGGAUAUGUCAUCGCUCGCCCUGCUCUGGCCUUUCGUUAUCGACUUUAUGGACUUUGGACCGCCGAGACAUAUCGCUUUGCUCGACAUACUGAAGCUUGAAAAUGCCACGACGAAUAAUUCGAUGGUUUGA